Messenger RNA from Abrus precatorius (Indian licorice), 393 nucleotides. Its product is annotated as auxin-induced protein 10A5-like. The record is from RefSeq and is a predicted model, not a curated record. Lineage: Eukaryota; Viridiplantae; Streptophyta; Magnoliopsida; Fabales; Fabaceae. Gene Ontology annotation, biological process: response to auxin. The transcript has a single exon. Bases 1 to 282 code for a protein of 93 amino acids.
AUGGGUUUCCGUAUAGCAAAUAUUAUUAGACGAGCAUCAUUCUCUGCAUCCCAAGCAGCCUCCAAGGAGGUUGAAGUACCAAAAGGCUAUCUUGCGGUCUAUGUUGGAGAUAAAAUGAUGCGGUUUGUGAUUCCAGUAUCAUAUUUGAACCAACCUUCAUUUCAAGAUUUACUAAGUCAAGCAGAAGAAGAAUUUGGAUAUGAUCAUCCAACAGGCGGUCUCACAAUUCCAUGCAGGGAGGAUGAGUUCCUAGGCCUCACUUCUUGCUUGAAUGGAUUGUAACUAAUAGGGACUUAGAUACCUUAUACAUAGCUCAUAGCUGAGACAAAUUUGUACAGAAGGCACUUUCAUUUUUUCAAGAUUUUCCAUUUCAGUUUCUUCCUUGUGGCCUAC